CUUGAAUGAUGAGUAGUGUUUGAGAAAGCCUCUUUCUGUGCCCCCCAUGGAGAUCAGUGAUGGCAUUUCUGCAGGCAUUUUAAUGGGGGAAUGAAGAAUUCCAUCAAAUAUCUGGAAAUGCCUGCCACCUGCAAACUUUGUGUGAAAUUUCCUGUACAUUUCCACUCUCCUUUCUGGAUCUUGAUUUCUACUUCUGUCCCUGACUCUUCUGUGUAGAAGUGCUCUCCAUGGAGUGGGUCAAUGAGACUGUGGUGAGAGAGUUCGUCUUCCUCGGCUUCUCAUCCCUGGCCAGGCUGCAGCAGCUGCUCUUUGUUAUCUUCCUGCUCCUCUACCUGUUCACACUGGGCACAAAUGCAAUCAUCAAUUCCACCAUUGUGCUGGACAGAGCCCUUCGUACUCCUAUGUACUUCUUCCUUGCCAUCCUCUCUUGCUCUGAGACUUGCUACACCUUUGUCAUUGUACCCAAGAUGCUGGUUGACCUGCUGUCCCAGAAGAAGACCGUUUCUUUCCUGGGCUGUGCCAUCCAAAUGUUUUCCUUCCUCUUCCUUGGCUGCUCUCACUCCUUCCUGCUGGCAGCCAUGGGCUAUGAUCGCUACAUGGCCAUCUGUAACCCACUGCGCUACUCAGUGCUCAUGGGACAUGGGGUGUGUAUGGGACUAGUGGCUGCUGCCUGUGCCUGUGGCUUCACUGUCUCCCUGGUCACCACCUCCCUAGUAUUUCAUCUGCCUUUCUACUCCUCCAACCAUCUCCAUCACUUCUUCUGUGACAUCUCCCCUGUCCUUAAACUGGCAUCUCAGCACUCCGGCUUCAGUCAGCUGGUCAUAUUCAUGCUUGGUGUAUUUGCCUUGGUCAUUCCUCUGCUACUUAUCCUAGUCUCCUACAUCCGCAUCAUCUCUGCCACUCUAAAAAUCCCUUCCUCCAUUGGAAGAUACAAGACCUUCUCCAUCUGUGCCUCCCAUCUCAUUGUGGUAACUGUUCACUACAGUUGUGCCUCUUUCAUCUACUUAAGGCCCAAGACCAUUUACACUUCAAGCCAAGACACCCUAAUAUCUGUGUCAUAUACCAUCCUUACCCCAUUGUUAAAUCCAAUGAUUUAUAGUCGGAGAAAUAAGGAAUUCAAAUCAGCCCUACAAAGAUCAGCCAAACAUUGUAUCCUCUUAAUUAAAGAGCCAUUUUUUAAACUGCUAAUGCCUAGUACUUGCCAGGCAAAAUGUGUGUUUUAUACAUUUUUUUUCAUUUAAUUGUCCAGCUCCACUGUAACAUAAGAACAUUUUACAUAUGAAAAGAAUGAGACUUACAGAAGUUAAGACAGUCUGGCUUUCUACUGUCCACGAUACUUUAAUGAGACUAAUCAGAUAUGUGAACAGAGCACACAGUUUGAUAACAAAUUUAAUUAUAUUUUACUGCUUUAAAUAUUGCUAAUUUAAAAACCAAUAUGAGAGCAAAGAUGCAUCUAAACUGAUGAGAGCUGUGUCUUGAAGUAGACAGCUUGGAUACAUCAGGAAAGAAAAGAUGUAUCCAAAAAAAAAAAAAAGAAAGAAAAAGAAAAGAAAGGAAAAAAAGCAGGAAAUCCAUCUAUCUGUACUUUUCUUUUCCUAAAGACAACAGAAAACUUUGGUCCCACACAUUCUGCUACAAAUCUUGGUGGUCGUUUUUGUCCCCAAUUCAUUUCCUUAACCUACAUAUUGAAAUAUCUUUGCCUUUACUUGGGGUUGUUUUUUUCUUCCUUUGUUUGAGGUGGAGCCACUUUAUGGUUCUCUUCCUGAUGCACAUGUAUGUCCUUCACAUACUCGUGUGUCUUAGCCCCCACAUUUGUUCCUGAAACACCAUACUAAUUUGCUCUCUUCAAGGAAGCUACUAGCAUUGCCUACUUGCUGAAAUAUCUCAAGUAAUUCCAAGCAAAGGGCUUGAGUUAAUAUUAAUAGAAGGCUAGAUUCCUAGAAUGACCAGAAAACUCAUGGAAAACCCUCCAGUGACUCCCUUUGCCCUACAAGAUAAUGCCAAGAGUCCUUCAUUGUCAUGAAUCUAUCAUCUAGUUUCCACCUACCUCUUCAGUAUUAUCAGUUCUAAUUUUGUUAUUCUCCAUUUUCUAUAUGCCUUCUUGUACACUCUGAAGCUAA
Molecule: messenger RNA, 2120 nt
Organism: Pongo pygmaeus (Bornean orangutan)
Lineage: Eukaryota; Metazoa; Chordata; Mammalia; Primates; Hominidae
Gene: OR10K1
Product: olfactory receptor family 10 subfamily K member 1
Exons: 2
Coding region: 228-1241 (337 amino acids)
Biological process (GO): G protein-coupled receptor signaling pathway
Cellular component (GO): membrane
Molecular function (GO): G protein-coupled receptor activity; olfactory receptor activity
Source: RefSeq, a predicted model, not a curated record